Messenger RNA from Thunnus maccoyii (southern bluefin tuna), 1590 nucleotides. RefSeq lists its product as uncharacterized. Gene Ontology annotation, biological process: response to bacterium. The transcript has 6 exons. The record is from RefSeq and is a predicted model, not a curated record. The coding region runs from base 1 to 1020 and encodes 339 amino acids. Lineage: Eukaryota; Metazoa; Chordata; Actinopteri; Scombriformes; Scombridae.
AUGCCAUAUGCACUGAUUUCAGUGGCCACAGUUCCACUUGGUGAAUCGGUGACCUUCACAUGUUUUUUCCCUGAUUCGGAGUAUAGCAAUACACGAGUUAAAUGGUACAGACAAAGCAUCGGUGAUUCACUCCUGUUAAUGACUACACUGAUGAAAGCUACUUCAAAUCCUACUUUUGAACAAGGGUUUCCUUCCUCACGAUUUGAUGCAAACUAUACCAUAAUCAUGAGCACGCUGACCAUUUUGAGGACAAUCCAAGAAGAUGAAGCAGUGUAUCACUGUGCAGUCUCUACCUGGAGUAAGGAUAAGUGGAAUGGGACAUAUUUGUCUUUAAAAGAAAACACUCACAGGACAGCAAAAUAUACUGUUGUCCAGUCGUCGACAGAAUCCAACCCAGUUCACCCAGGAGACUCUGUGACUCUCCAGUGCUCAGUCCUCUCUGACUCUGAACACAAGACAUGUCCAGGACGAUACAAUGUGCACUGGUACAGGGCCAGAUUAGAUGGAUCUCAUCCAGACAUCAUUUACACUGAUGGAAAUAGCCAUGAUCCGUGUGACAAGAGACCUGACGCAUAUUCUUCUCCAAAGAGCUGUGUCUAUCGUUUCUCUAAGAAUGUCAACAAGUCUGAUGCUGGCACUUACUACUGUGCUCUGGCCACGUGUGGAGAGAUAAUCUUUGGAAAUGGAACAAAACUGGACAUUGAAGGAACCAGCAUAUGGUCCUUUGGUGAUUUAAAGAGGGCAGAUGUGAUUCUGCCCCUGCUGUGUGCUGUCUUGGCUAUAUGUGUGAUUGUUAUAGCCUGUCUCAUUUAUGCCAUCAACAAAAACAAGUGUGAUCAUUGCAACGCUGCUGUUUCCCUGCACAAAAGUCAGAAAAAUAUGCAGAGAGAUGAAGAUUCAUGGAUGUACUCUGCUGCCGUCUUUACCAUGAUGAAACCUCGCAGUGGUGGAGUGAGAGAUGCUAAAGCACUGGAGAAAGAGAGGCUCUACGCUGCUGUCAAGGCUUUUGGGUUGGAUUAAUUAGUGCCCUAUGUGUGCUCGUUGAUAUUAUUCUGUUUAAAAAGGACAUAUCAAGCUUUUUGUGAUUUUCUUUUUUUUUUUUUACUGUUAUGAUGUUGGAUAUCUAUGUUAAACAUGGUCAAAGGUCCCAAACUUGAGGUGAACGUAUAUAAAAUGUUCCUUGUAAGUGUGCUCUGAUGGCUUUGUUUGCAAUUUUACCUCUACUUCCUCCUUGUGAUGAUGUCAGAGUGUUCCCUCAUGCCCAAAAAUGGCUGUCAAUUCCGUAGCCUCAUAUUUCGAAUCAGAUUCAUGCUCAAACAUGCACAGAUGUACUUGAGAAGUUUCCAUUUUGAGUAAAGAACUAGAAAAAGAGGUGAAAUCCUACUACUACUGUUUGCUUACGACACCUCCCGAGCCACCAGAAGUCCAAGGGUUAGCUUCCACAAGCUAACCAAUCAGAACAGAGUGGGCUUAUUCACAGAAGCCUUAAUAUUCAGUUUGUUGUAUAUGUUAGCCCUUUAUAUCUACAUAGGGAGCGAGUCCUCUUCCACAGAGCCUGCUAUUUUGCCCCACCAUGUUUCUACUAGGGAU